Molecule: messenger RNA, 5035 nt
Organism: Arabidopsis arenosa
Lineage: Eukaryota; Viridiplantae; Streptophyta; Magnoliopsida; Brassicales; Brassicaceae
Source: the annotation of a GenBank genome assembly
AACUACUUUAUCUCACUCGUUUCCUCGCCAUUACUCGUUACGGUGAAGCCCUUCCAUUUUAUCUACGACGGGUGUGGGAAAAUUUUUGCCGCUGAAGAGUUGGAGUUCCUUAUUGAUUCUCGGGUUUUGUUUGGAAUUGGUGAUUCUGUUCGGUGUUUCUAUCUGAGCUGAAGAUUAGGGUUUUGUAGCCAGUUUAGCCAAUGGCUCCUGGGCGUAAAAGAGGAGCGAACAAAGCCAUGGCUAUAGGAGCGCUGAGAUUGGGUGAUCUCGUUCUUGCUAAAGUCAAAGGCUUCCCUGCUUGGCCUGCUAAGAUCGGCCAGCCUGAAGAUUGGAAUCAAGCACCAGACCCAAAGAAACACUUUGUUCAGUUUUUCGGAACACAGGAAAUAGGUUUUGUUACGCCACCUGAUAUUCAACUCUUCACUAGCGAGGCAAAGAAUAAACUAUUAGCAAGAUGUCAAGGUAAAACAGUCAAGUACUUUUCACAAGCCGUGGAGGAAAUCUCUGCUGCGUUUGAAGAGUCGCAGAAUCACAAGUCAGAUAUAGUAGGCAAUGAGGCUCUUUUGAAUGCUGUUGAACCUAGUGUGACGAAGCCUAAGAUAUUGAAUCAAGCUAGUAGUGAUGGAAUAUCUGAUAAGUUUGAUUCUAGGGCGGAUCCUUGUCUCGGUAAAUUAGUUGAGAAUAAUGGUGCAGAGAAAAAGCCUGAUAUAGGAGAGCAAGAUUUAUCGAAAUCAAAUAACAGAACCCCAUCCCCAAGUAGUGAGCCAUUGGAGCAUGGAUCACCUGUAGCAGUUGUUGAUAAAAUUGGCGGUGUCACUUGCACUGACCAUAGUGAUGGUACGGGAAAGAAUUCGGUCAAUGAUCAGAGGAUAAUCAGGAAGAUAACAGGUGACUCGAAUAAAAGAUGUAAAGAUGUGCCUGAUAGUCGAGGCAAAAGUGUGCCUGAUAGUCGAGCUGCUACAGACAAUCAUCUCCUUGGUCCUAAUCAGAAAUUAAAGGGCAGAAAAAAGGGAGAAGAUCAUAGCAGUAGAAAAGAAUCUUUUGAUGACAUUGCCAGUUCUAAAAAGCCAAAAGAAUUGCUGAAAGAGAAACCUGUGAAGAAAAAGAGGUUUGAAAGUGAACUAGGAAAGUCUGCAUCAGGAGUAGAUGAAAGUAAACGUGCUGCUAAGAGGCCACGUUCUGAAGAUGCGAAAGGUCAAAAACAAUGUGAGAGCAACCGUCUUCUUCCUGUUGGUGAAGGCAAGGCUGAAGGAUCAGAUUCUACUGGCGUUGUAUCAAUUCUAAAGCGUGAGAUUGUGUUAGGGAUAAGUGCCCUGGGAGGAAAAAAUCAAUUUGAUAAGGACAUGGUCGCUUAUACAAAGCGCCGGAAACAGACAGUGGAGCACACAAGUGUUUCCUCUUUUUCUGGGUCUCUCGUUAAAGAGAAGACAGAUCACCCCGAACAGAAGAUAAGUUCAUCUUCUGAUAGCGAUGUGAAGGUUCAAUCGCAGCUGCCGAAGAGACGGAGGGCGGUAUGUAUCUAUGACGAUGAUGAUGAUGAAGACCCAAAGACUCCAGUGCAUGGAGGACAUAGCGAUAUUCCCAAAGCUAAUUUAGCUUCUACUGAUGGUCCUAAAAGUACUAAUGCGUCCCAUAAUACUUCUAUUAAAGCAAAGCUAUUAGCUGGAUCUGCAGAAAGUGCGAAAACAGGGAAAAUACCUCUGUAUAAACAUAACAAGGAUGCUUCACUUGCACUACCUGAUAGGGUGGAGGGGUAUAACUCGCCUAUGGGAAAACCGGUCAAGGCGUUGCUCCCAAAGAAUAUCAAGCCGAUCUUGAGAUCUCCUAAGAAUUCCUAUCAGCUGGUUUCAUUUAAGAAACAGGUGACAGGACAAAAUAAAACUGCAAAAGUCUCUGGUGCAGGAAUGCCAGAUAGCGUGGAGGGCCCUUCAAACAGCUCCUCUAUGGGAAAACCAGUCAUCAAGUUACCUCCACAGAAUGUCAAGCAGAUCUUGAGAUCUCCUAAGAAGUCCCCGCAGUUAUUUUCAACUAUGGAGCUGGUGGCAGGACACAAUAAAAUUGGAAAAGUCUCUGGUGCGGGGAUGCCAAAAAAAUAUCAAGGUGAUUCUACCAAGGACGCAGUGGCUGGUUCUGAUAGAGUAAGCUCUUCUCAUUCUCAGACAGCAAAUCAGAGAAGCAAACCAGCUUUUGGGGAAAAGCCAACAUGCACUCCGAAAGUUGCAACUCGUCUGGACGAUGUUGAAGUGUCAAGGGACACUUCUGUGAACUUGUCUGCUGACGUGAUUGAUGUCAAUCAAGAAAAUGGAAGUGCCCCAUUGAUCAGUUUUGGGAUGCCAGAUUCUUCAUCAUCUAUGAAGGAUCUAAUCGCAGCUGCCCAAGCAAAAAGAAAACAAGCACAUUCACAUACUUCACCGUUUGUGAAUCUAGACCAUAAUUCCCUUACCAUCGAUUCAAUGCAGACGAGCCAAAGCCCUUUCAUGGUUCAAAAUGUUUCAUCUUCUGCUGGCGAUGCCAUGGUGAUUGUUGCUCAGGAACAUCAAGAAGAUUCGACUCCUUCAAAUCAUGGCCGCCAGUCCUCAUCAAGUAACCAAGCUGGGACUGAAGAGAACGAAGAGAGAAGGUUUAGUUCAGGGCAUAGGUCAGUUGGUGGUUCACUGAGUGGUGCCACUGAGGCUGCGAUAACUCGAGAUACUUUUGAGGGAAUGAUAGAGACUUUAUCCAGAACUAAGGAAAGUAUUAGACGUGCAACACGCCUGGCAAUUGAUUGUGCCAAGUAUGGGAUUGCCAGUGAGGUUGUGGAACUUCUCAUUCGAAAGUUGGAAAUUGAGCCUCAUUUCCCCCGAAAAGUGGACCUGUUCUUUCUUCUUGAUUCGAUCAUCCAGUGUUCCCAUAGCCAAAAAGGUAGAGCCGGCUCUUCGUAUAUUCCUACUGUUCAGGCAGCCCUUCCACGCCUUCUAGGUGCUGCUGCUCCUCCAGGGACUGGUGCUCGUGAAAAUCGUCAUCAAUGUCGCAAGGUGUUGAGGUUGUGGCUUAAGAGGAAGAUUUUCCCAGAUUCUCUUUUGCGUCGUUAUAUUGGUGAUCUUGGUGCUUCUGGUGAUGAUAAAACCGUUGGGUUUUCCCUACGACGUCCUUCUAGAUCUGAGCGUGCUGUAGAUGAUCCUCUAAGGGACAUGGAAGGAAUGCUUGUCGACGAGUAUGGGAGCAAUGCAAGUUUUCAGCUGCCGGGGUAUUUAUCUUCUCACACUUUUGGAGAUGAUGAAGAAGAUGAGGAUCUUCCAAGCACAUCACAGGAAGUUAAACACACACAUAUGGAAGAGCCAGUCCAUGCUUUAGGCAAGUUAGAGGCACAUGGUAGUUCGAGUGAUAAACCUCACUGUGUAGUGGAUGUCAAUGGUGGGCUUGAAAUGAAAGAUGCGUCUUGUCAGCUUAAAGAUGAUAUCUGUGGGAUUGAAGCGAAGGAGGACUCACCGGCUGCAACCUGUGCAACUAAGCUUCCUUCUUUUCCCGCGGGUUCUCCUCCUCUACCUCACGAAUCGCCUCCAUCUCCCCCUCCUCUACCUCCUUCUUCCCCCCCACCUCCAUCAUCUCCACCGCAGCUGCCACCAGCGCCACCUCCCUCUGAGCAUUGUUUACCUCCACCAGCAGCUCCAUUGGCACCUGCACAAUCGUUAGCUCUACCACCAUCAUCAAUAACUCGACCGUCCAUGCCUAGCCAUCCUUCAUUACCACUUCAACCAGGAUUCGCUCCCCCAGCAUAUCCAUUAUUGCAACAUGAAUACCAGAUAUCUAUGCAGCGGGAUCAUUCUAGCAUUGCCACUAGUAAUCAAAUUGUCCAAGUGCCCAUAAACAGUGCACAUGGAAGGCAUGCUGAUGGGGGUGUAAAAUCUGAAUAUUUAUUACCGCAGUCAUCUUGUUUUGCUCCGGUGCUUUUUAAACAUGAAGCGUCUUCACAGAACCAACAGCUUCGGCCAAUCAAUACCUCUUUUCUUCAGAGACCUAUGAUUAGGAAUCUCGCCCCAGCACCAUCCAGCCAUUUUCCGCUUCCAUGUAGGGUUGUUCAAUCAGAACCCCAGCGGUCCUCUUUUCCACAUCCUUACCCUUUUCCUUCCCAGCCAGUUGAUGGGCGACAACAUAUGAAUGAGGAAGCAUGGCGGAUGCCUUCAAAUGGAUGUAAUGCAGAUACUCAAUAUGGAGCCUGGAUAAGUGGAAGAAACCCAUUUCCAGGCUCUCUUACAGUUACCGACGGUUUCUUUCAGCCACCUCCAGAAAGACCUCCUUCGGGGACUAUGAGCUAUCAGCUUGCUGCUAAUAACUUACAAGGUGGCCCUACGAUUUCAGGUAAUAUAGCUUCGCAGAUGCUUCCGUCUCGGCCAGACGUACCUUCCACGGCUCGGUGGAGGCCGUCCUGAAGUUAAGUUCGAAAUAGAGAACCUGCAUUCUCUUCCAUGAAGGACUUUUUUGGCGGUAUAUUCACAUCCAGAGGCAUCAAACGUUCAAAACUCUGCAGACUAUUGUCAGGAUAUUGCUAUAUAUUGUAAUUGUUCCUGACGAAUGUAUCACCGGAUCAUAUUCUUCACAGUAUAUGCCCUAGUUUCUAAUUUGGUUGUCUAGCCUGAAAGCCUUAGCAGGAACAAUGACGCAUGCAUUUCUAAACAAUUGCGACUCCAUGGAGCCGGUUUUACAAGAAUAUUCGUAUCGAUAUCUUGCGCACUGCUUAUCGGAAGUUUGUUGAGGACUUGAGGUUUACACGUUUAGACCCGGAGUGGUGGAGAUGAACGUCCUGGUUGGACCAAGUUUAGGCGUAAAUCUCGAGGGUAUUGGGAGAUUUUGUGGAACCGGAGAGUUCCAAAGUGAUUGGGAACUAAGUCAGGCUUAGAAGCUUAUGAUUGGUUCUCUGAAGUCUGCAGGUUAGGUUUUUCUUUCGCAUUCUCUUUGAAAGGCACAGUGUGUCGAAGAUUCACCAUUUAGUAAACAAAUACUCUUUUGAGCUUUUUUUUCUGGUUAAAAUGAUUUUGAAUAAAAAGCAUUGAGCUGA